Molecule: messenger RNA, 4172 nt
Organism: Centropristis striata (black sea bass)
Lineage: Eukaryota; Metazoa; Chordata; Actinopteri; Perciformes; Serranidae
Exons: 8
Coding region: 243-3389 (1048 amino acids)
Source: RefSeq, a predicted model, not a curated record
AUGUCCCCAGUUGUAUAGACAGUCUUUUGUAUUGGUGCCUCAGCAAGUUUACCUUUUAGAGGAACAUGUCAGCCAUCGUUACAGUUUGAUCCACAAACAGUGUUCACAUUUAUAAUGCAUCAUUCUUCCUCUGAUAUUUGGACCUCAAAGUAUGCAUCUAUCUUACACUAGCUUUAUACACUGGACAGCCAACAUCCUGCCUUACAAAACUGAUCAAUGGGGCUUCAAUCAUUUGUAUAUCCAUGCUAGUUUGUGGGCAGAGUGUGUGUAAUUUCUAUCCCUUUGUUGAUGUGCAGAUUUAUAUGUCUCCUCCGACCGCACCAUCAGUGGAUGACAACUUGAAUGGCAGCCAUCAGUCUGUGGUUCCUGUUGAACCAUUGUCCCCCAGUGUAAAUAAGAUUUACAUGUCUCCUCCGACCGCACCAUCAGUGGAUGACAACUUGAAUGGCAGCCAUCAGUCUGUGGUUCCUGUUGAACCAUUGUCCCCCAGUGUAAAUAAGAUUUAUAUGUCUCCUCCGACCGCACCAUCAGUGGAUGACAACUUGAAUGGCAGCCAUCAGUCUGUGGUUCCUGUUGAACCAUUGUCCCCCAGUGUAAAUAAGAUUUACAUGUCUCCUCCGACCACACCAUCAGUGGAUGACAACUUAAAUGGCAGCUAUCAGUCUGUGGUUCCUGUUGAACCAUUGUCCCCCAGUGUAAAUAAGUCAUUUCAGUCCAGGAUUGCUAAAUUGAAGCAGCACCAUGAGAAAUGCUAUCAACGCUACAUGGCCUCAGAGGAAGAACGCAAUGCAAUUCAAAGACAGCGUACCCUCCUUUUGCAUCAACGUGAGCUUCUUGAUCAACAGCUUGCACAGCUGGAUAAUAGCAAAGAAGAUACCUCAGAUAAAUCAACAGAUGAGAGCAGUCACACUGACUACAGUGAUGCUGAUUACAUACCUGACACUGAGGGAAAUGACUCUGGUGACAGCAUAUGUUUGUCCACUAAAAAAAACGCACUGAAGAGGUUACACUACAAGGUUACAGUGACAAGGAACAACCCAGAUGAGGAAAGCAGCGCAACAAUCAGCCCAGACAAAGACAGUAGCACAGAAAAAGACCAUGCAGUAAAGAAGAAGAGGAGACUACCAUUCAGCCUAGGAAAAAGGAAGAAAUGCACAGUCAGCCCACGGAAAAAGAGGAGCACACCACUCCGCCUAGAGAAAGAAAGUGGUUUAACAGUCAGCCCAGAGAAAGACAGUAGCUCCACAGUCAGCCCAGACAAAGCCAGUAGCUCGACAGUCAGCUCAGAGACAGAAAAAAGUUCAAUUGAAGUACUGCAUACCACAAAUACUCAAUCACGUCGAGUGUAUGACAAGAGGAACUAUUGCCUUUAUUGUUCCAAGCCAACAUCAAAGAUUGCACGACACCUUCAAACUGUUCAUAGAAACAAGCCAGAUGUUGCAAAAGCAUUCUAUUACCCAAAAGAUUCCAAAGAACGGCGAGUUCAGCUGGCCAUUCUAAGGAACAGAGGAAACUUUUCCCACAAUACAGAUGUGGUUAGAAAAGGAGCUGGACAUCUUGUUGCGCGUUACCGAACUCAGGAGAUCAGACAUGGUCAAAAUUUCAUUCACUGUGCACAUUGUCAAGGUCUCUACUCAAAAAAAACAUUGUGGAAACAUAUCAAAGUCUGCCCAGAGAAGACGAGAGAGGAUGCACCCCAAUUUGGAAGAAAAAGAGUUCGAUCCCUGUGUGCUCUUACCACACCUGUUGGUCUUGAGGUUAGUGAGGGCCUACAGAAGAUUCUCACCCACAUGAACUAUGAUGAAGUGUCACAUGUUGUUCAGAAUGACAAAUGCAUCCUGCAACUGGGACAAUAUAUGUUCAACAAACUGAAGAACAAAGGGAACAGUAAUGAUGACUACAUAAGACAGAAGAUGAGAGAAGUUGGAAGAAUGGUCCUUGAAGCUCAAAAGGUUACACCACUGAAAAAAGUGGAGGAGUUCUUCAUUCCUAAAAACUUCCCACAUGUUAUAUCUGCAGUGAAGAAGGCAGCAGGAUACGAUCCCAAAACCAACACAUAUCAAACACCGUCUUUAGCCCUCAAGCUUGGCCACAGUCUAAAGAAAAUAUCCAGUAUUGUUGAGAGUGAUGCUAUGAUGUCUGGUGAUCAUGUCACAGCAGAGUAUGCCAAAAGGUAUCGGGCUAUACAUGAUAGCAGAUGGGAAGAGUUCAUCUCCUCUGGAGCACUAAACACUCUUAAGGAGGCUAAGUGGAAUAUGCCACAAGUGUUGCCAUUUACCCAAGAUGUGAAGCUCUUGAACUUUUACAUGGAGAACAAGCAAAGUAUUUCAGAGAGACUGCUAAGAAUCUCCCCCACUCCAGAAAGCUAUGCUACCCUGGCUAAAUUAACACUUGCUUUAACCAUUACAUUCAACAGGAGGAGAGCAGGAGAGGUGUCACGGAUGUUACUGACUGCUUUUAGGUCCCGGAACAAGUCGGUGUUGCAUGAUGACGUGGCUAUCUGCUUGACUCCAUUUGAGAGGAAGAUGUGCGAGUUCUUCACAAGAGUGGAGAUCCGAGGGAAACGCGGGAGAAUGGUCCCAGUCCUGUUAAAGCCAUCAAUGGUGACUGCUAUGGAGCUGCUGGCUGAAAUGCGUGAAAGCUGUGGAGUACCCAGUGAAAAUGUAUUCAUGUUUGCAAGACCAGAAGCCUUGUCAGCCUACAGAGGGGGAGAGUGUCUUCAGAAAUAUGGCAAACGCUGUGGUGCCAAACACCCUGAAGCACUGACCUCAACAAAGCUUCGCAAACAUAUUGCAACGAUGUCACAGGUCUUGAACCUUGAGGAAAAUGAGUCUGAUCAACUUGCUGACUUCUUAGGCCAUGAUAUCCGCAUCCACAGACAAUACUAUCGGCUGCCCCAAGGAACUCUGCAGCUUGCUAGAAUGAGCAAAGUGCUACUGGCUAUGGAGAGGGGGAAUGUGUCGCAGUACAAAGGGAUGACACUGGAUGAUAUCGAAAUUGACCCUGAAGAGAAAAUGCCACACUCCAAUGAAGGAGAGGAUGCUUCAAGUGACAGUGCAAACGAGGAAGAUGAAUGUACCAGCACUGCCAUGGACCAAAUACCUCCUAGCAUGGACAUGCCUGCAUCUUCAGAACCACCACCUGCUGCUACUCUUCCUAUACAAGGACCAGCAGCAGCAAAACAAAGGCGGAAAUGGGAGGCAGGAGAAGUUCAUGCAGUUGAAAAACACAUGAUGAAGUUCAUCAAGACGUUCACUCUUCCUGCCAAACGUGACUGCAUGCUUUGCCUGCAAUUGGAAACACUGGCACUAAAGGGGCGCUCAUGGACAGAUGUCAAAAACUAUGUCCGAAACAGAAUCACUGCCCAGAAGAGACAGACGAGCACUUAGUUCAGUUGUUAGAGAAUCUGCCCCAUGUACAAAGGCUCAGCAGCGGCCCAGGGUUCGAACUGUCUGAAACCUGGACGUAGUCUCUGUGACGUCCCCACAGACGGUCUAAAACCUGAAUGUAGUCUCACUGACGUCCCACAGACUGUCUAGAGUCACAGAGACUACGUUCAGGUUUCAGACAGUCUGUGGGGACGUCAGUGAGACUACGUUCAGGUUUUAGACCGUCUGUGGGGACGUCAGUGAGACUACGUUCAGGUUUUAGACCGUCUGUGGGGACGUCAGUGAGACUACGUCCAGGUUUCAGACAGUCUGUGGGGACGUCAGUGAGACUACGUCCAGGUUUUAGACAGUCUGUGGGGACGUCACAGAGACUAAGUCCAGGUUUCAGACAGUCUGUGGGGACGUCAGUGAGACUACGUCCAGGUUUUAGACAGUCUGUGGGGACGUCAGUGAGACUACGUCCAGGUUUCAGACAGUCUGUGGGGAUGUCAGUGAGACUACGUCCAGGUUUUAGACAGUCUGUGGGGACGUCAGUGAGACUACGUCCAGGUUUUAGACAGUCUGUGGGGACGUCACAGAGACUAAGUCCAGGUUUCAGACAGUCUGUGGGGACGUCAGUGAGACUACGUCCAGGUUUUAGACAGUCUGUGGGGACGUCAGUGAGACUACGUCCAGGUUUUAGACAGUCUGUGGGGACGUCAGUGAGACUACGUCCAGGUUUUAGACAGUCUGUGGGUACGUUCAUCUCAGGUAUUCUGCAAUAAAUGUAAUUUUUUUUUGAAA